CAAUAAAAUUUCAAUCAAUCUCCUGCUAUGCUUCAAUUCCUGAACACACACACACACACACACAUACACUAACAGGGAUAACACUUUACUCCCCAUUUCCUUCAGUAAGUUUUCAGAAUUCCUUUUCAAUGUUGUUUUAUCAUGCCAAAUGAAGAAUCACGCUUUACUUUUUUUUUUUUUAAUUAAUUCCCCUCUCUGUUUUUUCUUCCAGGUUGUGCACAAGACCCUCACUGUUGUUGGCAUUGCCGUGCUGUGCUGUGCUGUGCUGUGCUGUGCUGUGCUGUGCAAGGCUCGGGGAUGUAUUAAUACUGGUGGUGAUGAUGGCCACGACACACUGACACACACACACACACACACACACACACACACACACACACACACACACACUGAUAGCACCACACACAUACAAGGCUUAAGGGAGGAUAUAUCACGUAACACACCACACAUACACACGCACAAGAGUAAUACAUAUAUACACAUGCAGAUAUACCUUCCUAACAAUAUAAAAUAAACAGUGAGCGUGAGAAAACAGGAAGGUCUUAGGACUAAUCCUCGUUGGUGAUAAGAGAGAUGCACUGUAGAUCAUUGCUGUGGGCCUCACCGGAAGGGAGGGUGAGGUUAAUAGAUACGGAAGAGAUGGAUGGGGAAGAGAAGCUGAAAAAAAUAAUAGAAUAAAAAUGAAUUAGAGUUGGAUGGUAAACCGGAUCAAGUGCAAGGCAAAGGUGAACGGUAACGAUGAGGCCCGGGGGUACGAGAGAGAGAGAGAGAGAGAGAGAGAGAGAGAGAGAGAGAGAGAGAGAGAGAGAGAGAGAGAGAGAGAGAGAGAGAGAGAGAGACUCGCCUUUCUCUUUAACGCUGCUGUGACAAGGGAUGAGGAGGGAAACGAGUGCCCUGCAGUGAGGAGGGCAAGGCACAGGGACGGCAGGGACAGGGAGAGGGAGAGGUGCUUCAGGGAUGAGUGCUUGUGACUACUGAGGGAGAUAUGGACGGUAGCUGGGGAGAAGCAGAGAGAGCGAGAGUGAGGAGGAGGUCAGGGAAGAGCAAACAGGCAGGUGAGAACUUUGUGACGUCUCUUUCACUCAGCCAUACACUCACUCAGUUGUCGUAAGCUUGGAAACACAAGAACUGGUGUGGUGAAACAGAAAAGUUUAUGCCGCGGUUUGACAUUUCCCGCCCUGAACACUGAACACGACGGGCAUUAGUAAGGGCGGCCAAAGGUGGGUGUGUGGUGUGUGGCAGCAGCAGUCAGUGACUAGUGCCGGCGGGUGGCGGCGGCGGCGGUGUUGGAGGUGGUGCCUUACAAGGCGUGCAGGAAAGCCAUGACGGCUUUGGUGGCAGCAUGCAGACGGGCGGCAACGGACGGUCUGCCAAGUCUACCUGGGCUGGGCGGACUAGCACCCUGGCUGCUGCUGGCGGCGUGGACACAAGCGGCCGUCGCAAGAGUCAACGUGAAAUGUUUAUGGUUGAAUCUCGAGGGAACACGGGCGGAAAUGGAGGGAGGUGAUAAAGGAUUCCCACCGUUGCCCCUUCGCCACUCCCAGCCGGCAUAACGAGAGGCAUUCAAGAGCAAGGGAGUGAGGAGAAAAGCUUAGUCCAGUCUGCUGUUUAUGCAUCAAGCCUGAGCUGGUCUGCUCCCACGAUGCAGCGUGUGGCAGUGUUUAGCAGACACGGCUCUUGUCUGCACCUCAUCCUUUUAAAUAUAUGAGGCCACAGUCUGCUGAAGCUGUGCAAGGCUCGGCCAGACCAGCGGUGGGUUGGGGCAGCUGGCAUGGACAGUCGCAAGUAUCGCAUCUGAGGGGAGGCUGGCGCUGAGCUGACCUUUCCUGUCCCUACCGGCACCACCGUCUGGCUCGAGCAGCACCAGAAAUUGCUGGGUGAGAUAAACUGUGCAGGGGACAAGGUGUUGGUGGCUUGAGGUGGGCAGGGCAGCAACCCCAGCAACCAGUACAAUGGGCAGAAGGGACAGGGACACAUUGUGAAGCUGGAACUGAAGCUGUUGGCCGAUGUGGGUCUGGUGGGCUUCCCUAAUGCUGGCAAGUCCACACUGCUGUGGGCCAUCUCCAGGGCCAGACCCAGGGUGGCCAGCUACCCCUUCAUGACGCUGCAGCCGACCCUGGGUGUGGUGGAGUACAGUGACAUGCGGCGGCUGACCAUCGCUAACCUGCCAGGACUCAUCGAGGGCACCUGGGCCAACGUGGGGAUGGCGCACCACUUCCUGCGCCACGUGGAGUGGACACACUUCCUCCUCUUUGUGGUAGACAUCAACAGCUUCCGGCUGUCACCCAAACACCCAUACUGUUCACCCACCGAGAAUGUCAUGCUGGUCAACAGGGAGUUGGAGCUGUAUUCACCUGACCUGCUGAGUAAGCCAGCACUCCUUAUGGUGAAUAAGAUGGACUCCCCCAUUGCUGAGUCUCGCCUGCAGGAACUCCUUCACAACCUUAAGAGGAUAGAGGCUAGCUUUAUCAAGCUUGAACCCACUAUUUCUUGUCCUAUCCUGAUCACUGAACCUAAGGAUUUUGCUCAUGUCAUCCUUGUUAUAUCCCCUAAAUAA
This is a messenger RNA of Scylla paramamosain (green mud crab), 2554 nucleotides long. Its product is annotated as GTP-binding protein 10-like. Lineage: Eukaryota; Metazoa; Arthropoda; Malacostraca; Decapoda; Portunidae. Gene Ontology annotation, molecular function: GTP binding; GTPase activity. Gene Ontology annotation, cellular component: mitochondrion. The record is from RefSeq and is a predicted model, not a curated record. The coding region runs from base 2096 to 2554 and encodes 152 amino acids. The transcript is spliced from 9 exons.